This is a messenger RNA of Archocentrus centrarchus (flier cichlid), 1424 nucleotides long. RefSeq lists its product as uncharacterized. Bases 63 to 803 code for a protein of 246 amino acids. The transcript has 2 exons. Lineage: Eukaryota; Metazoa; Chordata; Actinopteri; Cichliformes; Cichlidae. The record is from RefSeq and is a predicted model, not a curated record.
UAUACAGCUUCGGAGAGAAUUUGCGACAGCUAGCGAUCAACCAACCACCCAUCUAAACCGUCAUGACGUCCUUCAACCCACUUGCCGGAGUGAAUCCGUCUGACCCUUUUGGAAUCAGGACCGACUUCGGAGGUACGUCAUCAGAUGCGCAGAUUGAUGGGCGUCCUCGCAAAAAGAAGCAUGAUGAAGAGGUUGAAUUUAAAACAGAUUACCAGGGUGUGAACGGGUACGUGUAUUCAGCUAAAUAUAGGGACGGUAAGGUGGUGCUGUGUGUGAAUUGUGGGGAUGACGAGAUUUGGGGCAUUGGUGGUUCACACCAUAUGUCUAUUAAAAACUGGAGACUUUUUCGCACCGUGGUCGGGCCUGACCUGGACCAGACAGGCUUCCCCGACAUGCUGUAUGCAUCCCAGUGGUAUUCACCAACAGGGCCUGAGUUGUACAGAGUGGAGGCUGAUCGUUACAACCGACCCACCGAGGAGUUUAUUUUUUUGAGUGUUUGUGAAGACAGGGAGAGGGUUAUUGCAUCCAGAGGAGUCGAGAGCUGGAGAUUAAACCCGUAUCCUACCACAAAAGCUGAGCGCAUGAGUUGGUUUAAGGACUUGUUUUUUAUCCAGUGGGCAGAUUGGAGAGCUGUGCAGCGAAUGUUUAAGGAAGUCGAUGCGUUUAUCAAGAGAGACAAGCUCAACAAGGGUUAUGAGAACGUUAGAAAACGCCUUGUUUUUGAUGAUUUCACCCUUACUACGAAGACUGCUGAGCCUUCUGCCUUGUGUAGGCCGAAAAUCAUCAGACUGUCAGACUACUAGGGAUAAAAAAAUAAACAAAUAAUGACGUUAAAACAGCCUCAUCUGUUACACCUUCACAUCCAACACAGAUGUUGACCAUUCCUCCUCCUCCUGAUUCACCACCUCGGGCACCAUCAUCCCCACCCCACCCGUGGGUAGUGGAGCUGUCAGACGAGAGUUUGAAAAACGUCAAAAUCGCCACAAUUCGUCUACUGACGUGCGCUAUACGAAAGUAUAGAGAAGAGGUGUGUUACGGAUGUAUCGUUAACCAUCCGAGCCAAAUGCAGCAUGAAUGCAUAUGGGAAACCCCAGAGUUCUAUUUCGCUACACAUUAUGAUGAGAUAGUAAAGAUAUUGUGGACCCCAAGAUUCAUCCCGGCGGUCAGGCUCUUUCUCUGUGCCACCAGCAGCCUGUGGGAGUCACGCAACGAGCUAACAACACCCGUAAAUAUCAUUCUAACUGAAUUGUUGCCUUCAGCAAACAUUGAGCAGGCUAUGAAUGACAUAUUCUUACCUCUGAUGAGUGAAGAUGGGGAUGCAUCUGUUAAAUACGCCCAUCUAGGAAUGAUAGAACACUAUUGGUCUGGAAGACAUAUGUUGUAACAUAAUCAGUGCAUAUUUGUUGUUGUCACCCAUAUGUUUG